GAUGUAGGAGUUAUAUAGGGAGCACAUACAUUUGCUUAUGCAUUAAAGAUUAAGGGUGAAAUGUGUUGCGUGUCAUGUUAAUAAAGAAUAGUCUUAAGUAUGUACUACUAUACACCAAAACAUGUGACAUUCGACAUCUUUGUAUUAUGAUAAAAUUUGUAUUUUUUUAUAUUUUUAUAUUAGAUGUAUAUUAAGCUAUGAUUGAUCCACAUGGAGUUUACAAAAUAGGAUACGAACAAAACUUGAAAAAGAAAACACAUUUUUUAAAUUAAUGUUUUAAAGUUUUCCAUACAAGUUUUUUAAAAACUCUGAAAAUAUUCUACAUGUUUUUUCAACUAUUUUUCAAGUUGUAAAAAAAAUCUAAAAUCAUUAUCCCAAAAUAAAUAAAAACUCGAUUUUUUUUUUUCAAUUCUUAAAGCUAUGUUUUUAAUAAUCAGCAUAGAAAGACAACAUCCUCAUUAGUUUUACUUUUCCUUUCUAUUUCUCAUCAACCAAAAAAAAAAAACAAAUGUAUUAAAAUAUAUACUUUAAAUGAUCUAUUUAUUUUAGAUCCACAUUACUGAAAGAGAAAGAACUUUAUAGAAAGAAGGAAAAGGCAAAGCAACCCCUCCGGAAUCAAUCAGCAGAGGGUUAGAAAUCCUCAAUCAAAUUCAGGAAAUUGACAAUUCUGGUGGCUAGAACCCCUCUCUUCACUUGUUAUAGCUUCCUUGGCUGACACAAAUACACAAAUAUUGAGAGAGAAAAGAACAGAGGAAAAAAGCAGGCAUGGGUCAAGCCUUUCGCAAGCUCUUCGAUACCUUCUUCGGCAACUCUGAGAUGAGGGUUGUGAUGCUUGGCCUGGAUGCAGCUGGUAAAACAACCAUACUGUACAAAUUGCACAUUGGAGAAGUUUUGUCCACUGUUCCCACAAUUGGUUUCAAUGUGGAGAAAGUUCAGUAUAAGAACGUGAUGUUCACAGUGUGGGAUGUAGGUGGACAAGAGAAACUCAGGCCACUCUGGAGGCAUUACUUUAAUAAUACUGAUGGACUGAUCUAUGUUGUUGAUUCCUUGGAUCGAGAGAGGAUUGGAAAAGCAAAGGCAGAGUUUCAGGCCAUCAUUCGAGAUCCAUUUAUGCUGAACAGCGUCAUCUUGAUUUUUGCAAACAAACAGGACAUGAAAGGUGCAAUGACGCCAAUGGAAGUAUGUGAAGGAUUAGGUCUCUAUGAUCUCAAGAACCGAAAAUGGCAUAUACAAGGAACUUGCGCUCUGAAGGGAGAUGGCCUUUAUGAGGGCUUGGACUGGUUAGCCGGAACUCUCAAGGAAUUAAGAGCCGCUGGAUACUCCUCAGUGGGCACUUCAUCCUUCUAACCAACCAGGACUUUCGAGGCUUUAAGUUGGCUGAUGGAUGAAGCUGCAGAAUUGGGCACUUAGACAUCAAAGUCAUGAAUAUUAAUUGAUUAUUUUCAGGUUCUGUUUAAAAGCUGAUGAAGUCUACUUACUCCUGGCCAAUACUUGGCACUUACCUCUGUGAUUUUCUUCAAUGUAUAUUUAGAUACAGGCCUUGCCUCUCUGGGGUUUAACCAGACAACAACAGGGAGCUCUCUAUGAUUUUGGUUUCCCCUAGAAUAAUACUCUUUACAUAUAUAUCAUAUGAAGGUCCUCGAGUGGUUAGUUUGGACUC
Molecule: messenger RNA, 1660 nt
Organism: Vitis vinifera (wine grape)
Lineage: Eukaryota; Viridiplantae; Streptophyta; Magnoliopsida; Vitales; Vitaceae
Product: ADP-ribosylation factor-like
Exons: 7
Coding region: 766-1347 (193 amino acids)
Biological process (GO): intracellular protein transport; vesicle-mediated transport
Cellular component (GO): cytoplasm
Molecular function (GO): GTP binding; GTPase activity
Source: RefSeq, a predicted model, not a curated record